Molecule: messenger RNA, 1553 nt
Organism: Poecilia latipinna (sailfin molly)
Lineage: Eukaryota; Metazoa; Chordata; Actinopteri; Cyprinodontiformes; Poeciliidae
Product: creatine kinase U-type, mitochondrial-like
Exons: 10
Coding region: 139-1383 (414 amino acids)
Biological process (GO): phosphocreatine biosynthetic process
Cellular component (GO): mitochondrion
Molecular function (GO): creatine kinase activity
Source: RefSeq, a predicted model, not a curated record
UGAUCCCUUCACACUCUUCAGGCUGCACUCACUUUGCAGAUCAAGCCUCUCUGAACUGAGCUCCAGGAAACUCUCCAGCCCUCUUCUGCCCUCCUCUUCUUUUCAGCUGAGCAAAGGAAAUACCUUGACCAAAUAACGAUGGCGAACUCUUUCACCCGCAUGAUGACCGGUCGUAACACAGCAGUGAUGAUGGCCAUGGGAGCCGGCACUUUGGCAUCCGCAUUUCUCCUCACUGAUAACACUGCUGCAGCUGAGAGGAGGAGGUUCUAUCCCCCAAGUGCUGAUUACCCUGAUCUGAGGAAGCACAACAACUGCAUGGCAUCAGCAAUGACCCCGACCAUUUAUGCUCGUCUGAGGGACAAGGCGACGCCCAACAACUGGACCCUGGAUCAGUGCAUCCAGACUGGGGUGGACAACCCCGGACACCCCUUCAUUAAAACUGUGGGCAUGGUGGCUGGGGACGAAGAAAGCUACGAGGUGUUUGCGGAGCUCUUUGAUCCUGUUAUUAAGGACAGACACAAUGGAUAUGACCCUCGUACCAUGAAGCACCCCACUGAUCUGGAGUCUUCCAAGGUCACCUCGGGAAUGUUUGACGAGCGCUUCGUGUUGUCGUCCCGUGUGCGCACCGGGCGCAGCAUUCGCGGACUGAGCCUCCCACCUGCGUGCACACGGUCCGAGCGCCGCGAGGUGGAGCGUGUGGUUGUCACAGCCCUUUCUGGCCUGAAAGGAGAACUGGCCGGCCGAUACUACAGCCUGGGAGAGAUGACUGAGAAACAGCAACAGCAGCUUAUCGACGAGCACUUCCUGUUUGAUAAGCCUGUAUCACCUUUGCUCACGGCAGCUGGAAUGGCCAGAGACUGGCCUGAUGCUCGUGGUAUCUGGCACAACAAUGAGAAGAACUUCUUGAUCUGGAUUAACGAGGAGGACCACACGAGGGUCAUAUCCAUGGAGAAGGGAGGAAAUAUGAAGCGAGUGUUUGAGAGGUUCUGCAAAGGUCUCAAACAGGUGGAGCAUCUUAUUCAAGAAAGAGGGUGGGAGUUCAUGUGGAACGAACGUGUGGGAUACAUCCUGACCUGCCCGUCUAACCUGGGCACUGGGCUCAGAGCAGGAGUUCAUAUCCGCCUGCCGUUUCUCAGCAAGGAUCCCCGCUUCAAAAAGAUACUGGAGAACCUGAGACUACAGAAGCGAGGCACAGGAGGAGUGGACACGGCUGCCACUGGAGACACCUUUGACAUCUCUAACCUCGACCGUCUGGGCAAGUCAGAGGUUGAGCUGGUACAGUUAGUGAUUGACGGUGUCAACUAUCUCAUUGAGUGUGAGAAGAGGCUUGAGAGAGGUCAGGACAUCAAGAUCCCUUCCCCAAUCGCUCAGUUCAAGAGGUAAACGUUUCCUCCGUUGCCAGCAUUGAGGAAGAACAUUUGCUUCAGUGGCUCAUUAUUUAAUCUUCUGAUAUUCAUGACAUGUAUAAACUAUGUGCUGACUUUCAUGCACAGUACAGCUGCUACAUGUACGUGGAUUCUGAUAAAAAAAUAAAAUACAAUUUUAAAAAUGAA